Molecule: messenger RNA, 1807 nt
Organism: Candoia aspera
Lineage: Eukaryota; Metazoa; Chordata; Lepidosauria; Squamata; Candoiidae
Gene: TIMM44
Product: translocase of inner mitochondrial membrane 44
Exons: 13
Coding region: 21-1373 (450 amino acids)
Biological process (GO): protein import into mitochondrial matrix
Cellular component (GO): mitochondrial inner membrane
Molecular function (GO): protein-folding chaperone binding
Source: RefSeq, a predicted model, not a curated record
CCCAGGCUUCCUUCGCGAAGAUGGCGGCGGUCGCGUCCUGGGGGUGCCGGAAAUACCUUUUAAAUGCGUGGCUGGUAUCCAGGCAGUGCUCCGGUCCUGUGCCGCACCCCUUGCGUGUGUGUCGAACUAGCAGAUUGUCGUUAGAGUCAUACCAGUCUAGAUGUUCUUCCUCUGACCAUCGAAAAGGUUUUAUAUCUGGCUUUGUAGAGAACAUCAAGCAGGAGCUGGCCAAAAACAAAGAGAUGAAGGAGAACAUCAAAAAAUUCCGAGAUGAAGCAAAGAAGUUGGAGGAGUCAGAGGCCCUCCAGGAAGCGAGACGGAAAUACAAAACCAUAGAGUCUGAAACUGUGAAGACCUCUGAAGUCCUGAAAAAGAAAUUGGGAGAAAUCACCGGCACAGUCAAGGAGAGCUUGGACGAAGUCAGCAAGAGCGAGAUUGGCCGGAAGAUAAAGGAAGGGGUGGAGGAAGCGGCCAAAACGGCAAAGCAGUCAGCCGAAACCGUCUCCAGGGGAGGAGAGAAGCUGGGCCGGACUGCCGCAUUCAAGGCCAUUUCUCAGGGCAUGGAGACCGUCAGGAAGGAGAUUGACGAGAGUGUGCUGGGCCAGACAGGGCCUUACAAGCGUCCGGAGAGGCUGCGGAAGAGAACAGAAUUUGCUGGCGAAAGGCUGAAAGAUGAACGGAUAUUCGAAGCCAACGAGGAGGCCAUGGGGGUGGUCCUGCACAAGGACUCCAAGUGGUACCAGCAGUGGAAGGAGUUCAAGGACAACAACGUGGUCUUCAACCGUUUCUUCGAAAUGAAGAUGAAGUAUGACGAGAGCGACAACGCCCUCAUCCGUGCCUCGCGGGUCAUGACUGACAAAGUGACCGACUUCAUAGGCGGGCUCUUCUCCAAGACGGAGAUGUCCGAGGUUCUCACCGAGAUUCUCCGUGUUGACCCCAACUUCGACAAGGACCACUUCCUCAAGCAGUGCCAGGCCGACAUCAUCCCCAACAUUCUGGAGGCCAUGAUCGCCGGAGAUCUGGAUAUCCUCAAGGACUGGUGCUAUGAAGCGACCUACAGCCAGUUGGCCCAGCCCAUCCAGCAGGCCCGGGCGAUGGGGCUCCAGUUCCACUCCAGAAUCCUGGAUGUAGACAACGUGGAUCUCGCAAUGGGCAAGAUGAUGGAACAGGGGCCUGUAUUGAUCAUCACGUUCCAGGCUCAGCUGGUCAUGGUGAUUAAGAACCAGAAGGGAGAGGUGGUGGAAGGAGAUCCGGAGAAGGUCCUGCGGAUGCUGUACGUUUGGGCUCUCUGCAGGGACCCCGAAGAGCUGAACCCCUACGCUGCCUGGAGGCUGCUGGACAUUUCUACCUCAAGCACCGAGCAGAUCCUAUGACGGACAAGCUGUCGGCAGCGGUCCUGCAGAGCAGCAGCCGUUCUGCCCAGUGUUCGGCACGAGGGACACCUUUGCGAAGGGAUGCUGGGUUGGGGCGCUGGCUCUGGAGCAGGUGCUGGGAGACCCUCCCGCCCCCCCCCCCUUUGCUGGUCUUCAGGCUUGGAACUUCCUCUCGCCCAAGCCAGAUGUGGACCAACGCUGAGCCCUUUGCCCUCGUGGACCUCGGACUUCUGUGUAUACCAAACGGUGCCACCGGGACUCUGGUGCGCGCUUUGCCAAAGUUGUGCCUGUUCAGAAACUUGCUACCCUCCAUCUCACGCUGAAGAGGCCUCCUGAAUGGCCCUUUCCCUACGGCUGAGCCCAGCGGCUCAGAGGGACCCCAGCAGAAAGGAACAGUUCUUGGAAAGCACCAACGAAGGCUGGACGUGGGGCUG